GAGGCUUCCGGGGUUGUAGUCACAUGAUGCAACGGUGGCCCCUUAAAGACACACUUGGCAAUUUCGGCAUUUUCAUCCGGACGGCGGUCGCAAAAUUGAUCAAGGAUGCUGACCAACUUCUCCUUCGAAGUUUCUUAGCUAAGCCAAGACGCUCCGUCGGCCGGCCGCCCGGCGUCCGCCCAGACGCUCCCUAGCCCCCCCCCCCCGGCUUCCACCCCCGUCUGACGUUCAUUUUGCAGCAUGCGGAAGCGGAGAACGUCUGGGGAGCAAGAAGAACGAGACGACGCGCUUGAGAACGCCGCCGAGGAGACCUCGCGGCCCGCGGCGGAUUCGGCGCUCGGCAUGAAGAUCUUCACCGGCUCGCGCAGGGGCAGCGCCAUGGCCAAGGCGAGGCGUGCGGGCCUGUGGCUGCUGCUGGUCUACCUGUGCGUGCCUUUGCUGGUCAAGCUGUGUCCAUCUAUUCAGGCCAAGCUGGUCUUCCUCAACUUUGUGAGGAUCCCCUUCUUCCUGGACCUCAAACGACCUUCAGACGUGGGCCUCAACCACACGCUCAAUUUCUACCUGCAGCCACAACAAGCUCUCAACAUCGGAGUGUGGCACACGGUUCCUGCAGGCAUGUGGCAAGAUGCCCAAGGCAAAAGUCAAGAAUGGUUUGAAUCUACACUGAGCUCUGCCCACCCAGCCAUCCUCUAUCUCCAUGGAAACACAGGGACCAGAGGCGGGGACCACCGCGUGGAGCUGUACAAGGUCCUUAGCUCGUCGGGCUACCAUGUGGUCGCCUUCGAUUACCGAGGCUGGGGCGACUCUGAUGGGUCGCCGUCGGAGGGCGGCAUGACGGCGGAUGCGCUCUUCGUGUAUCGGUGGCUGAAGGAGAAGCGGGCUCAAGGCGGAGUGUACGUCUGGGGUCACUCGCUGGGAACUGGCGUGGCCACCAACCUGGUCCGGCAGUUGUGUGACAGAGGAAGUCCUCCAGAUGCUUUGAUCCUGGAGAGUCCUUUCACCAACAUCCGCGAGGAGGCCAAGAGUCACCCCUUCGCCACGGUGUACCGGUACCUGCCUGGUUUUGACUGGUUCUUCCUGGAUGCCAUCACCGCCAACGACAUUCGCUUCGCCAAUGACGACAAUGCGCCCGGCGUUGUUGUGUUGUGAGCAGAGCAGGCACGUGAAAGGGGAGUCGACAACUCAUUCGUUUGGAAGCACUUUGGAUUCCAAAGAAAAGAUGGCUCAACCGACAAGACACUUGCAGUUUGUAAAUCCUGCCAUGCGGUGAUAAAAUAUUCAGGGAGCACAAAUCUCGCCGCACAUUUAAAGAAAAAACACGACAUCAAAGUUCAGUGUUAAAAUAAGCACUUUGUAUACUGCAAUACUCUUGUAAUUUCCUAAAUAAAGAGUUUGCAGUACCUUGUUGAUUUUGCGUAUGAAUUGUUAUAAAUCAGACUAUUGUUCUAUAUUUUUUAUUUAAGAAAAAAAAAAUCGAUCGUAGAGCACUAUCGCGAUAUAUCGUGAUUGAAUCGCAGCAGGCUUUCAGAUAUCGGCAAAUAUCGUAUCGUAAUUCUUUGUAUCGAUAUUAUAUCAUAUCGUGACAAAACCCGCGAUUUACACCCCUACUAUAUAUACACAUACGUAUACAGGAAUAGGAUUUUAUUUAUAUAGCACGUUCACAACGUCUUUCGUUAUAUAACUAAUUUAAUAUAGAAGCUGGUGUAACGCCUAAAAGAUUUUUGGUGGUGGUGUGCCUCGAGUUUUUUCCCAAUAAAAAAUGGUUGGAGAAACACCGCUCUAGUGCAGUGGUCCCCAACCUUUUUAGCACCACGAACUGGAUUACUGUCAAGACAGUAUUUUCACGGACUGGUGUUUGAUGUCACGAUUUUUGUGAAGAAAACUUCAAGAAAAAAUCAAAAUCAAAUGUCGUCAUCAUUAAAUCAAAUAAUCACCGACUGCACAUUGUUUAUGGAUGUUUUCUUCGCAAAAAUUGCCCGUGUUUAGACUACAAUCCCUAUUUCCAGCCAGCAGAAAUGCGUUACCACUAGGGGUGUAACGAUUCAUCGAUACACAUCGCUUAAUCGAUAUAAUGCUCUACGAUUUAUUGGCAUCGAUGCUAAACGUAAACAUCGGUUUAUAUCGCCGUGUUUGACUUCGGACAUUAGACGCGACUUUAUUUUGAAAUCCAGUUCAUAGUUGCUUGCUUCCUCUUUCCGGGAGCAGUGCGCGGCGUUGUUGUGUUGUGAGCAGAGCAGGCACGUGAAAGGGGAGUCGACAACUAGUACGCGGCUCCUGGGCUGGUGCUAUGGCUAGUGUCCAAAAAGACGAGGAAAUUUGCUCCCCUUUAGGCUUCAAGUCAUUCGUUUGGAAGCACUUUGGAUUCCAAAGAAAAGAUGGCUCAACGGACAAGACACGUGCAGUUUGUAAAUCCUGCCAUGCGGUGAUCAAAUAUUCAGGGAGCACAAAUCUCGCCGCACAUUUAAAGAAAAAACACGACAUCAAAGUUCAGUGUUAAAGUAAGCACUUUGUAUACUACAAUACUCUUGUAAUUUCCUAAAUAAAGAGUUUGCAGUACCUUGUUGAUUUUGCGUAUGAAUUGUUAUAAAUCAGGAUAUUGUUCUAUAUUUUUUAUUUAAAAAAAUAUAUAUAUAUCGAUCGUAGAGCACUAUAUCGUAAAUGAAUCGCAGCAGGCUUUAAGAUAUCGGCAAAUAUCGUAUCGUAGUUCUUUGUAUCGAUAUGAUAUUGUAUCGUGACAAAACCCGCGAUUUACACCCCUAGUUACCACAUAAACACCACCAUCCCAACACACCCUUCAACUCUUAGUUCCAUAGGGGAAUUCUGUAUGCGAAUACCACAGUACAACAUAAUAAACAUGAAUCCACUGUG
Molecule: messenger RNA, 2868 nt
Organism: Syngnathus typhle (broad-nosed pipefish)
Lineage: Eukaryota; Metazoa; Chordata; Actinopteri; Syngnathiformes; Syngnathidae
Product: lysophosphatidylserine lipase ABHD12-like
Exons: 12
Coding region: 241-1149 (302 amino acids)
Biological process (GO): phosphatidylserine catabolic process; monoacylglycerol catabolic process
Cellular component (GO): endoplasmic reticulum membrane
Molecular function (GO): phosphatidylcholine lysophospholipase A1 activity; monoacylglycerol lipase activity
Source: RefSeq, a predicted model, not a curated record